AUGGGAAAACUCACUGAUGAACGCAAGCGGGAGCUGUGGGGGCAGUUUAUCAACGUGAAUCUUGGUCUCAAGUUCGAUGGGUCAAUCAGCACAAACGGGUAUUCCAUUACCAUCCACUUCAAGAAGCCAGGGCUCAAGUAUGGGUAUCGGGCCCGGAAGCGCAGCAAGGCCCAAAUGCGGGAAGAAGUCAAACAGCUGUAUUUUGAGCACCACAUCGCCAAACUAAGGGAGGCUCCAAACAUCGUCAGCAUUGAUCCGGGCAAGCGUGACCUCUUGUUCUGUCCAGACAUCAAGAAGGAGCGGCCAUUUAGAUACACAUCCAAUCAACGGGCGGUCGAGACAAAGUCUCGGUACUUUCAAAGAGACAUGAGAGAGCGAAAGAUCAAUGCCGGCAUCGCUGAGAUGGAAUCACAUAUUCCGUCGCACAAGAGCAUGAACAUCGAGGCGUUCUCAGCGUUCAUUGUGGAUCACGUACAUGCGGAUCCCGCCCUGGAUGAGUUUUACCGGGAUGAGAUUCACGUCGCUCGCAGAUUCAAGGCGUUCUCACUGCGGCAAAAGUCUGAGAGCAAGCUCAUUAAGAACAUGCGACGCCGGUAUGGAAAGCAUUUUUCGGUCAUCUUGGGUGAUUGGAGCGAUGCUGGGAAAACGAUGCGCUUUCAGGAGUCAUCAAAGACCAAGGGAUUCCGCACACUCUUUGCAAGAAACAGCAUUCCAUGUUACUUGCUAGAUGAGUAUCGAACGUCGUCCGUGUGCCCCAACUGCCAAGGUCGUGUGAAGAAAAACAUCCGACGACGGCUAUCACCUCGGCCGUGGCAAGCUAGAACGGGAAGAAUGGAAUACGUCCAUGGAUUGGUGGGUUGCCCCAACCCCGAAUGUAUCAACCAAGACUGGACGCCAUUUGAGAUUCCUGGAAGACGACCACGACCACUACGACUACGGAUGAAAAUGCACAAUCGGGAUGUCCUAAGCACCAAGAAUUUCCUCUCGAUUUAUCUGUGUGUAGCGGGAGCAGACGGAAAGCCACGAGAAACCGAAGUGUUCCGUCGGACGCGUCGCGCCGGCUGCAGGAGGGGAAGACCGGACGGGGCUUGGCGCUCACAACUCCCCCAGAACUCACCCCUCAACGGGACGACGGCGACGGCGACGACGACGAGCAGCAAACGCAACCCUCCUUAUUAUCCCGCAGAACCCACAAAGUCCAACUCGCUCCAACGCCCCCCCAUAUUUCAUAUCCCGCCACCAGUCCCAAAAAUGGAGGAACUCCGCGCAAUCUUCCCCGACACAGACGCGGAAGUCCUCGACGCCGUGCUGGCCGCCAACGGCAACAACGUCGAGCAGACCAUUAACGCGUUGUUGGAGAUGCAGAACCCGGCCUCCAAUACCGCCACGGACGCGUUGUAUGGCGUGCCUGGGGCGGGUGCAGCAGGGGGGAAUAUCAAUGUGCAUGAUGAUGAAGCGCUCGCGAGGUCGUUGGCGCAACAGGAGCAAGAUGAGGAGCUGGCGAGGCGGUUGGAGCAGGAGGAGAGGGAGCAGGUUCAGGCCAUGCAACGUCAACAACAGGCAGCCGAUUCCGACCCCGGCCCCACCUUCCGCGAAACAAAAGAAAAAGUCGUAGCCGGCGCAACAGCACUCGGCGAAACCGCCAAAAAAAAGUUCAAGGAACUCUACCAGGCCUUCCAGCCCAAAGACGGCGGCGCAUCAUCGACCGCAGCGAAUGCGCCGCUGGCGAGACAGCAGUAUAAUAAUCUGCCGGAGGAUGAUUUUGAGCCGUUGGGGGUCGAGGACGCGAGGCUGGUGGGGCCGGGGUCGGGGGUCGGGGCCGUUGGAAAUGCACGCCCACCGCCGAGUAACCCUGCGUAUCCCGACCCGCGAGGUCCGUAA
Molecule: messenger RNA, 1881 nt
Organism: Fimicolochytrium jonesii
Lineage: Eukaryota; Fungi; Chytridiomycota; Chytridiomycetes; Spizellomycetales; Powellomycetaceae
Exons: 9
Coding region: 1-1881 (626 amino acids)
Biological process (GO): ubiquitin-dependent protein catabolic process
Cellular component (GO): cytoplasm
Molecular function (GO): ubiquitin binding; ubiquitin conjugating enzyme binding
Source: RefSeq, a predicted model, not a curated record